Molecule: messenger RNA, 531 nt
Organism: Tetrahymena thermophila SB210
Lineage: Eukaryota; Ciliophora; Oligohymenophorea; Hymenostomatida; Tetrahymenidae
Exons: 1
Source: RefSeq, a predicted model, not a curated record
AUGGGGUAAAUUUUAGCAAAAUGUUGUAAGCAAAAGCAGUGUAAAAUUUUGAUGAUUGGCUCUGAACGAGAAAUCAAGUAUAAAAUUCUACAGAGAAACUUUGAAGAGUUUAUUAAAGAAGAAAAAGGAAAGGAAGAGUUUGAAGAAUUAGAUAUUUAAGUUGAUUAAAAUUUAUAUAUUAAACUUUUAGAUAUAGCUCCUGAUAUGUUAGAAGAAAAGUAUGAAAAGUAGUUAAACAAAUUUAAUGGAAUAAUUUACUGCACUACACCAGGCUAUGAAGAUUAUGAUAAAAUUUGGAUCGAGAGUCUAAGGGAAAAUAAUAUUUAUUUAUCAAAAUAUAUUUUAUUUUUUUAAGAUCCUGAUUCUGAUUUUGAGCUCACAGAUGAUGGAUAUCCUAAAUAAAAAGUUAUAAUGGCCAGAUAUGAUAAUGAUAAUUAAACUGAAAAGGGGUUUGACUGGAUUGUUUAAUCUAUUUUAAAAGGUAGAGUAUAUAAUUCAACUGCCCCACAAAUCUAAAUAUAAAUGAGCUGA